AAUGUAGAAUAUAGGUUAGGUUUUUGUAAGAUGGUUUCAAAAUAAAGCAUAUAUUUGGACAUUUUUAAACUGUAUAUUUGAGUCUAUAAAUAAAUCUGGCUUAAUUGUUAAAUACUAUUUUGCUGUAUCUAUCAUAAUUCAGAUUUAUUACAAUGGUUCAACAAAAUGAAUUUCAAGCUGUGGUACUUGCUGGUGGCAAAGGUUCUCGCAUGACAGAACUUACUGCAGGGAGGCCAAAAUGUCUAUUACCAAUAGCAAAUAUGCCAAUGAUAUGGUACCCACUGAAACUUUUAGAACAAUCAGGAUUUACAGAAGCAAUUGUUGUUGUAUCAGAAUGUGUGAAAUCAGAUGUUGUUACAGCUGUUGAUAAGCUUAAUCUGAACAUCAAAGCUGAAAUAGUUGGAGUUGCAGAUGCAGAGGAUAUAGGCACUGCUGAUUCUCUUAGACUGAUUCAUGAGAAAAUCCAUUCUGACUUAGUGGUUGUAUCGUCUGAUUUGAUUGCAAAUAUUGAUUUAUCCGAGACCCUGAACCUGUACAGAAAGCACAAUGCUAGUUUGACAGCAUUGAUUCUUCAACCAGCUAAGACACCUCAAGAUUUUGUGCAACCUGGCCCAAAAAGCAAACAGAAAGCAGAGAGAGAUUUGAUUGGCAUUGAUAAUGAAACUGGUCGUAUGGUCUUUCUUGCUUCAGCUUCAGAUUUUGAAGAAUCUAUAAAAAUGCCUGCAAAGUUAUUGAAAAAGCAUUCUAAUUUCACUGUUUACUCAAAAUUGUUGGAUGCACAUUUAUAUGUGAUUAACAAGUGGGUUUUGGACUUUUUAGUUCAUCAUAAAAAUUUUAGUACCCUGAAAGGUGAACUAUUGCCGUACAUAGUUAAAAAACAAUUGGAUAAACCCAAAAGUGUUUCUGAGGAUAAAAAUGCAUCUGUUGUAAAAAUGGAUACAAAGAAGGAUGUUUUUAGAUUCGCAUUAGAAAAACCUUUUGAUGCGUUAAUAAGAAGCAUGUCAUCUUUCAAUGAUCAUGAAACAGAUUUAGAAGACGCAUAUCACAAUGACAUCAUUAAAUGUUACGCUCAUGUCAUGAAUGGGAAAUUUGGACUGCGUGCUAAUACAUUACAAAUGUACAGUUUGGCUAACGCAGUGGUGAAUGAUUGGUAUGAAAUGAAAAAAGAAGGUGAUUUGCCAUGUUCAAGCAUUUCUCAAAAUGCUACAGUAAAGAGUACACAAUUACAAAGUUGCAGAAUUGAUGAAAAUGCAAUUGUCAGUGAGAAAACUUCUUUAAAACAAAGUUAUCUUAGCAAUAAUGUUGUGGUUGAACCUAAAACAAGAAUAUCUAAGAGUGUUAUUAUGAACAAUGUAACAAUUAAGGAAAGAUGUGUGAUUGAGAAUUGCAUCAUUUGCAAUGGAAGCACCAUUGAAGAAGGCACACAGUUGAAGGACUGCUUAGUAGGGGCACAGCAUGUGGUACCAUCUGGAAGUAUCCACAACCGUGAAGUUUUGACCGAUAUUGAUAGGCUAAUGGAAAUUUAAUAAAAAUAUAUAUUUUUAUUUUAAAGUUUACUGCAAUUGUAAUUAUUACAUCACUGAUUAUCUUCAUUUUGUAUAUAUAUAUAUAUAUAUAUAUAUAUAUAUAUAUUUUAGUUUGAUUUUAUAAAGAUAAUUGAAAGUUCAUAUAAAUAAACCAUUUAUAUUUUAC
Nasonia vitripennis (jewel wasp) is the source of this 1692-nucleotide messenger RNA. It is a transcript of the gene eIF2Bgamma, whose product is annotated as eukaryotic translation initiation factor 2B, subunit 3 gamma, 58kDa. Gene Ontology annotation, biological process: biosynthetic process; cytoplasmic translational initiation. Gene Ontology annotation, molecular function: guanyl-nucleotide exchange factor activity; translation initiation factor activity. The record is from RefSeq and is marked validated. NCBI's taxonomy places the organism in Eukaryota, Metazoa, Arthropoda, Insecta, Hymenoptera, Pteromalidae. Gene Ontology annotation, cellular component: eukaryotic translation initiation factor 2B complex; guanyl-nucleotide exchange factor complex.